ACAAUCAUCUGGGCAUGCGCUCCUCUUUUGACCCUGCCCCUUCACCACUACCAUUAUGGCGGUUCCUGUGCGCCAAUUUCGACCAGUUACACACCUGAUAUUUGACCUGGACGGACUUAUUCUGAAUACUGAAGAUUUAUAUACUGAUGUGUUUGAAGAAAUAUGCAAUCGUUAUGGGAAGAAAUAUAACUGGGAUGUUAAGUCCCUGGUCAUGGGGAAGAAGGCUCUAGAAUCCGCCCAGAUCAUAGUAGAGUUCCUGAAUUUACCCAUAUCCAAAGAAGAACUAUUGGAAGAAAGUAAAGAGAAGCUGCAGAUGGUGUUGCACACAGCUGGAUUCAUGCCAGGAGCUGAGGAAUUGAUCCACCACCUGAAGAAACAUCGCUUACCGUUUGCCCUGGCCACGAGUUCCGAGACCGUUACCUUCCGAACAAAGACCAGUAGACACACAGGAUUCUUUGGUCUAUUUCACCACAUAGUUCUGGGGGAUGAUCCUGAAGUACAGAAUGGCAAGCCAGACACAGACAUAUUCCUAACCUGUGCCAAGAGGUUCUCUCCUCCCCCUGAUCCUAAAGACUGCCUCGUCUUUGAAGAUUCUCCAAAUGGAGUGGAGGCAGCCGUGACCUGUGGGAUGCAGGUCGUCAUGGUACCUCAUGAAAACCUGAGUGCAGACCUAACGCAAAAAGCCACCCUGGUACUGAGUUCCCUCCAUGACUUCAAGCCUGAACUGUUUGGUCUACCUGCCUUUAAGGAGUAAGGGUGAAGGGUGACAGUGCUGCUGUGGGCCUCAUGUAACCCAAGGUUGGCUCAGGACCCAUGUUGCUGAAGGAAAUCAACAGCAUCCAAAUUGUAACCUUUCUUGUCACUGUAGGUUAUAAAGUCAUGUGUUCC
Molecule: messenger RNA, 888 nt
Organism: Mus pahari (shrew mouse)
Lineage: Eukaryota; Metazoa; Chordata; Mammalia; Rodentia; Muridae
Gene: Pudp
Product: pseudouridine 5'-phosphatase
Exons: 1
Coding region: 56-754 (232 amino acids)
Molecular function (GO): phosphatase activity
Source: RefSeq, a predicted model, not a curated record